AUGGCAGAGAAUCAUUUCAAUGGUGUAACCAACAAAGACAUUACCAUCAAUCUACUGCAAACCCAGCUGGAUAUGUCUCUCAUACGGAAGGACUUACAAGACCAGUUGCGUGAGCUCCGACUGGGUGUUAAUCGAGACUUGGAUGCAAUGAAUCGUGAGGUCGAUGAUGUUUGUGUUGGUCAGCUAGAUAUCUUUAAUAUCCUUGCUGAUUUUAAGAAUCAUUUCUUUUCUCUGCAAGGGUCGUAUGUGAAGAUGGUCGUGGAGCACAACAAACGGGAAUACAUAGGGGAAGGGAAAGAGAAAUCAAAGAAAGGUGCAAGUGAUAAAGGGCAUGAGGUAAACGACGAUAGCGAUGAUGAGGUUAAAGACCAUCUGUGA
Lactuca saligna is the source of this 378-nucleotide messenger RNA. Lineage: Eukaryota; Viridiplantae; Streptophyta; Magnoliopsida; Asterales; Asteraceae. The record is from the annotation of a GenBank genome assembly.